AUGGUUUGGCCACCAGAACCCACCUCGGAAUUCGACUGGAACAAUCUCGGGUUCGCCAUCACCGAAGUCGCCGGCCAUGUCGAGACCUACUACAGCAGGAAGGAGGGCAAGUGGACAGAACCCCAAUGGAUCACAGACCCAUACGUUAAGAUCCACGGGCUGGCACCUGGAAUGAACUAUGGUCAACAAUGUUACGAGGGCCUCAAAGCCUUCCGUCAAAAGGAUGGUCAAAUCCGUAUCUUCAGACCUGAACAAAACGCCCUUCGCAUGCAGCACUCCGCAUCCUUCAUCUGCCUCCCAGAACCCCCCGUCGACCACUUCCUAAAAUGCGUUCAUCUCGCCGUUGCCAAUAACGCCGCCUAUGUCCCACCAUACGGUCUAGGUGCUGGAAUGUACAUCCGUCCGCUCCUUUUCGCUACCGGUGAACAAUUGGGUCUCAACCCGCCAACCGACAAGUACACACUCUUCGUCUACGUUAUCCCCACGGGCGUUUACCACGGAACACAUCCUAUUGACGCUUUGAUUCUCGACGACUUUGAUCGUGCGGCACCACAGGGAACCGGAAGUGCUAAGGUUGGAGGGAACUACGCUCCUGUAACACAUAUUGAGGAGUUCAGCACAUCGGGUUUCAUUGGUAUGAUCCAUGAAAAUAAGGAAACCGGAGAGCCAGCCAAGAUCGUAGUCCCACAGAGCAACAGCGUUAUCAACAGUGUUACAGUAAACAGCUGUAUUGAAAUCGCAAAAUUCUUUGGAUGGAAUGUUGAGUAUAGACCCGUCCAUUAUGACGAACUAUCUACCUUCAACGAAGUCGUGGCCGCCGGUACCGCAGCUGCUUUGGUCCCAAUCAAGAGUAUAACACAGCUUAGCAAGGAUGCUAAAUUCGAGUAUUUGAAGGAAGACGAACCAGGUCCAAUGAUGAAGGAACUCGUCAGAGUUCUCAAGGGUGUCCAGCAAGGGAACGAGCCGGAUACCUUCGGGUGGUGUCAACUUGUUUCGGAUCCUAAUGCCACCAGUAACGGCCAUUAA
This is a messenger RNA of Orbilia oligospora ATCC 24927, 1026 nucleotides long. RefSeq lists its product as uncharacterized. Gene Ontology annotation, biological process: branched-chain amino acid metabolic process. The record is from RefSeq and is a predicted model, not a curated record. NCBI's taxonomy places the organism in Eukaryota, Fungi, Ascomycota, Orbiliomycetes, Orbiliales, Orbiliaceae. The transcript has 8 exons. The coding region runs from base 1 to 1026 and encodes 341 amino acids. Gene Ontology annotation, molecular function: branched-chain-amino-acid:2-oxoglutarate transaminase activity.